This is a messenger RNA of Oncorhynchus masou masou (cherry salmon), 1275 nucleotides long. Its product is annotated as malate dehydrogenase, mitochondrial-like. Gene Ontology annotation, molecular function: L-malate dehydrogenase (NAD+) activity. NCBI's taxonomy places the organism in Eukaryota, Metazoa, Chordata, Actinopteri, Salmoniformes, Salmonidae. The record is from RefSeq and is a predicted model, not a curated record. The transcript has 9 exons. Gene Ontology annotation, biological process: carboxylic acid metabolic process; tricarboxylic acid cycle. Gene Ontology annotation, cellular component: cytoplasm; mitochondrion. Bases 98 to 1114 code for a protein of 338 amino acids.
UGCAAACGGUCUGUUUCGACCGGCCACAGAGGUAGAGGACGUUGGAGUCACUGAAGAGGAUCCAGUAUAAAGAAUAGCCAACCCCUCCCUAUCCAACAUGUUUUCCCGCAUUGCAAGACCCACAAUUUGCAUUGCUACCAGGAGCUUAUCCACCUCCUCACAGAACAAUGCCAAGGUGGCAGUGCUGGGUGCUUCCGGUGGUAUUGGCCAGCCUCUCUCACUGCUCCUGAAGAACAGUCCUCUGGUGGGCGAACUGUCUCUCUUUGACAUUGCCCACACACCUGGAGUGGCAGCUGACCUCAGCCACAUCGAGACCAGGGCCCACGUCACUGGUUACAUGGGUCCAGACCAGUUGGACGCUGCACUGAAAGGCUGCAAUGUCGUUGUCAUCCCCGCUGGUGUCCCAAGAAAACCUGGCAUGACCCGUGAUGAUCUGUUCAACACUAAUGCCACCAUCGUGGCCACUCUGGCUGAUGCUGUUGCCCGCAACUGCCCCGAAGCCAUGAUCUGCAUCAUCGCCAACCCUGUCAACUCUACUAUUCCCAUCACAUCAGAGGUGAUGAAAAAGUAUGGUGUCUACAACCCCAACAGAGUGUUUGGUGUCACAACAUUGGAUAUCGUCAGAGCCAAUGCAUUUGCCGCAGAGCUGAAAGGCCUUGACCCAGCACGUGUCAAUGUACCAGUGAUAGGAGGUCAUGCAGGAAAGACCAUUAUUCCUCUCAUCUCACAGGCAACACCCAAAGUGGAGUUCCCAGCCGACCAGCUGUCUGCUCUGACCGCUAGGAUCCAGGAUGCUGGCACUGAGGUUGUGAAGGCCAAGGCUGGAGCAGGCUCUGCUACGCUGUCCAUGGCCUAUGCUGGGGCUAGAUUCACCUUCUCCGUCCUGGACGCCAUGAACGGAAAGGAUGGCGUUGUAGAGUGUGCGUACGUAAGGUCAGAAGAGACCGAAUGCAAAUACUUCUCCACACCUCUCCUCCUCGGGAAACACGGAAUUGAGAAGAACCUUGGCCUGGGCAAGCUGUCAGCCUUUGAGGAGAAUCUGGUGGCUGAUGCCAUUGGUGAGCUGAAGGGCUCCAUCAAGAAGGGCGAGGAUUUUGUUGCGAACAUGAAGUGAGAAGUUUGAAUCUGUGGUUAUUUAUAUUGUCCAGUAACUUAAAUGGCAACAAGGUCUCUCCAAAAUCCAAGUUUCAUCAUGCCUGAUGACGAAAUAGCUGUUAUCAGAAAUGUUAACUGAUCAGAAAUGUUAAUAACGCUAUCAAUAAACAGUUGACCUUA